Messenger RNA from Penicillium nucicola, 1437 nucleotides. RefSeq names its product sugar porter family MFS transporter. Bases 1 to 1437 code for a protein of 478 amino acids. Gene Ontology annotation, molecular function: carbohydrate:proton symporter activity. Gene Ontology annotation, biological process: transmembrane transport; carbohydrate transport. Gene Ontology annotation, cellular component: membrane. NCBI's taxonomy places the organism in Eukaryota, Fungi, Ascomycota, Eurotiomycetes, Eurotiales, Aspergillaceae. The record is from RefSeq and is a predicted model, not a curated record. The transcript is spliced from 3 exons.
AUGACAAACCUCAAGACUUUGUUAACAGCCACCUUCCUGGCCACUGGAGGCUUCCUCUUCGGCUAUGAUAGUGGUAUCAUCACCUCGACCAUUGGUCAAACCCAAUUCAUCAAAUAUUUCUCCAACCCCAGCGACACAGUAACCGGCGGCAUCGUAUCAGCCUUUCAAGGCGGCGCGAUCCUAGGAACAAUCAUCAACAUCUUCACUGGUGAUCGACUGGGCCGAAAAUGGUCGGUCUUUACGGGUGCUUGUAUCUCCUGCUUUGGAUGUGCGUUGCAGGCUGGCGCUGUAAACAUGACGAUGCUGAUUAUUGGUCGCUUCAUUGCUGGUGCCGCUGUUGGUAUGCUGACCUCGGUCAUUCCUAUGUAUGCUGGUGAGAUUGCCGAGUCCUCAUCUCGAGGUAUGAUGUCGGGACUGUUGCAGUGGAUGUUGAGUUGGGGAUUCCUGGUUGCGCAGUGGCUGGGAUAUGGCUGUUCGUUUAAUGAGACACAAUUCCAGUGGCGCUUCCCUCUCGCCUUCCAAUGUCUCCCCGGUCUCGCCCUGAUGAGCGGAGUGCUCUUCCUCAAUGAAUCGCCGCGCUGGUUGAUGGAGAAAGACCGCCACGAGGAAGCCCUCGCCGCCCUCCAGAACCUGCACGGCAACGGCACACCCGAGAAAGCGGAAUACAUUGAGCUGGAAUUCCAAGAAAUCCGCGAGACGAUCGCAGCAGAGCGGGCGCAAACCAAGAUCUCCUGGACAACUAUUCUCCGCAAGCCGUCCUGGCGUCGCCGUCUCAUCCUGGGCUGUGCCGUGCAAGCCUUUGGCCCUCUUUCCGGUAUCAACGUGAUCAACUACUACGGCACACGCAUCUACUCCUCCCUCGGAAUCGACACCCAGACCUCCCUCAUGAUCAUCGGGAUUAGCGGUGCCCUCUCUAUCGUAUACUGCACCGGUGGACUCUGGGCCCUCGAGCGCGUCGGCCGUAUCAAGCCGCUCAUCUUCUCUGCGGCGGGUAUGGCCGCAGCACUCGUCUGCAAUGCAGCCAUGUCGCAGCAUUUCAACGAAGAUAAUACGAACCAGCUACGCGCUAUGGUGGCCAUGAACUUCGUCUUCAGUUUCUUCUAUACCUUUGUCGGGAUCAUUUCUUGGGUAUACCCAGCUGAGAUUUUCCCCGUGGAUGUUCGCAACCAGGGUAAUUCGCUGACCACGUUCACGAACUGGACUAUCAAUUUGGUCUUUGCGCAGUUCUCGCCGAAUGCGCUGUCUACGAUUGGAUUCCGUUAUUUUUAUGUCUUUUUCGUUUUUAAUCUGGUCGCCAUGUUGGCCUAUAUCUUUUUCUUCCCUGAGACCAAGGGUAAGACGUUGGAGCAGAUGGAUGUUCUGUUUGGUGAUGAGGCGCCGGCUGGGCUUGAGAAUGAGAAGGAGACUGUUGAGGUGGUGGAGCAUGCUAGCAAGUGA